This is a messenger RNA of Leishmania mexicana MHOM/GT/2001/U1103, 2202 nucleotides long. RefSeq lists its product as hypothetical. Bases 1 to 2202 code for a protein of 733 amino acids. The transcript has a single exon. NCBI's taxonomy places the organism in Eukaryota, Euglenozoa, Kinetoplastea, Trypanosomatida, Trypanosomatidae. Gene Ontology annotation, molecular function: UFM1 ligase activity. Gene Ontology annotation, biological process: response to endoplasmic reticulum stress; protein K69-linked ufmylation; regulation of proteasomal ubiquitin-dependent protein catabolic process. Gene Ontology annotation, cellular component: endoplasmic reticulum membrane. The record is from RefSeq and is a predicted model, not a curated record.
AUGGAUGACGUGAAGCUGAGCGAACUUGUCAAGCGGUUCCAGUCGCUGCAGAGGGAGCAGGUGUCGAACCAAAUCACGGAGCGCAACGCGGUCGAGAUUGUCAAUGCGCUAAUUAAGAAAAACCUUAUUGAUCUCCUCUUCACCACAGACGCCAAGGAGUACCUCACCUGGGAUGAACUGAAACGCGAGAUCGUGGACGAGGUGCUAGCCAACGGUGGGCGGCUAAACGUCGUCGACCUACCAGGGCUGCUGAGCGUUCACGCCUUCCAGGUGGAGCGCGUGCUGCCUAGUGUGUUGGAGGAGAACCCCACCCUCACCCUCGAAGGCGGUGAGCUCAUGACAGACGGGUAUUUGGACGCGAUAGUGCUCGCUGCAGGGGACCUCCUGAAGGAACAGGGCUCGCUCGCUAUCUCGCAGUUUGCCUCCAUGAACCAGCUGAGCUCCCUGUUUGCCAAGAGCUUGCUGCACACAGCAAUGGAGCGUGGACGCAUCGACGCCGUCAUGCAAGAUGCGUCGCUCUACACGAAGCAGUUUGUAAAGCUACAGCACAUGGUAGUGCGUGCCGGGCUUCUGGCAGCGGAGGAGCCGGUUCGGCUGGAUGCCUUCUACAAGCGCAACGAGCUCUUCGCUCCACUGAUGAGCACAGUCGUAGCUGAGGUCCGUGACGAGCUCCCUGGGCGCUUUGAUGGAUUAAACAUUUAUGUUCCACUCGUGUACGAGACGAAGCGCACGGUGGAGGUGGAGAACUUGUACGCAUCGAACGGCUAUGUUGAGUAUGCGCCGCUGCAGCGACAGGGGAUUAGCAACCCUCGCCAGUACUUGGUCGAGCGCUACAACCCACCGGAUGCGGCCGCGGCUGAGCAGGGGGCGUCCUCGACUGCCUCGGCGCCGGCGAACCAGCGAAAGGGUCGAAAGAAAGGGCAAGGAGGCAGGGCGGCUGCUAUGGCCAGGGAGGCAGCAGUGCGGGUAACGAUGCGAGCCAGUGCCGAGCACCCCUUGUGUGGGCACCCGCUCGCUAACGGGUUCGUGUCGGAUCGCUACCUCGGCAAUCUGCCCGCCUUGCAGAGCCUGGUGGACCGAGAGGCGCUCGCCGUGGAUGUUGUGGAGCAGCUUCCGCUGUUUGUUGAGAUGGAGAAGGACUGGCCGUUGUUAGAGGGGCGUCUGCGCGAGCUCUACCCUGGGCUGGAGAGCGCCACGCUCAUCACCAACACCGUAUUGCUCUCCGCGACGGCCGAAGAGGAGGUCAAGACGGCCCUUCCACCCGCCUUGGCAAGCGCCAAAAAGUCGAGGGUGCCCGUGAGCACCGCGGCAGCGGACACGAUUGCCUUCGUGCUGAAGCUGCCGCGCGACCGGUAUGGUGAGGUUAUCCGGGAGCUGGUGGAUAUGUGGGGCGAGGUGGUGGAGGCGUUGGAGCAGCAGCUGGCGCUGUCGGCUGCCAAGAAUGCGGCGGCAGAGUUGAAGCAGUCCAGAGGCGCGUUGCAGGAGGAACUCGCAACACGCUGGAUUCAUCUCUGGGUCACCGCGAAAGGGGUGGAGUGGGCUCUCGCCCAGCUUGAUGAGGCGACGUCUGCGGCCAUUGCUCGGCACGUCAUGUCCACGGAGGCGUAUGAGAUGGCGAGGCAGGCCAUCCGCAACGAGAGUCUGGACAAGCCGGUGUGGAGCGAGAAUGUGUCAGCGGCGCUCAAGCAGGUGAGCCAGCCAGCCCAGCUCAUGAAGGCGCUGCUGCCUUUUUCGGAGAGUCGACGCAACAGCCUCCUACCUCUCCUUGACGCCCUUAAAGAAAAAUCGGUUGGGGCGUUCCUCAACACCCUGCGCGAGAUGAGUGGCUCCGGCGUCAUCGCCGUCGCGGCGUUUCACCAGCCGAACAAGAAGAUGGAGCGAGAUAUGUAUGUGAAGAUCAGGGAGUCUGUAGUCGAGGAGGUGAAGGCAGCGUCUGUCUCGAGGGAGGAUGCCACCGCCAACGGCAAGCUUCUCUCCUCACUGUGCACCAUGCUCAUACAUCAUUGCUUUCGGUGCCACGUCGAGGUUCCUGGCAAGGCGGUCGCUGGCGUCGUAGGUCGCCUGAAAUCGGAAGCGGGAGUGCCGUCGACUUUGGAGAGAGCGAAGGACGCGGUAAUGGCCGCUUUGCAACACGGCAGCCUCGAUGAGGCAGGGGCAGUGACGCUGGAGGAGCUUCGCACUGCGACAAUGGCUCUCAGUUGA